Messenger RNA from Pediculus humanus corporis (human body louse), 930 nucleotides. RefSeq names its product CDK-activating kinase assembly factor MAT1, putative. The record is from RefSeq and is a predicted model, not a curated record. Gene Ontology annotation, cellular component: transcription factor TFIIH holo complex. Gene Ontology annotation, biological process: positive regulation of cyclin-dependent protein serine/threonine kinase activity; nucleotide-excision repair; regulation of transcription by RNA polymerase II. The transcript has 2 exons. Gene Ontology annotation, molecular function: cyclin-dependent protein serine/threonine kinase activator activity. NCBI's taxonomy places the organism in Eukaryota, Metazoa, Arthropoda, Insecta, Psocodea, Pediculidae. The coding region runs from base 1 to 930 and encodes 309 amino acids.
AUGGAUGAUCAAGUGUGCCCUAGGUGUAAAACUACAAAAUAUAGAAAUCCAUCAUUAAAAUUGAUGGUUAAUGUUUGCGGUCACGCAUUAUGCGAAAGCUGCGUUGACUUACUUUUUUUAAAAGGUUCAGGUUCAUGUCCUGAUUGUGGAGUCCCACUGAGGAGGAGUAAUUUUAGAAUUCAACUUUUCGAAGAUGCUACAGUCGAGAAAGAAGUUGAUAUUAGAAAAAGAGUUUUGAAAGAUUUUAACAAAAAAGAAGAAGAUUUCAAUUCUUUAGAUGACUAUAAUAAUUACUUGGAAGAAGUUGAAACGAUAAUAUUUAAUUUAACAAAUAAUAUAGAUGUUAUUGAAACGAAUAAAAAAAUUGAACAGUACAAAAGGGAAAAUAAAGAUGUGAUUUUAAAAAAUAAGACUAAAAUAGGAAGAGAAGAGUAUGAAUUGGAAGAAAUAUUAGAAGAGGAAAAAAUGCAAGAUGAAGUGAGAAAGAAAAUGAUAGCUCAAGAACAAAAAGAAGCCAAGGAGAAAAAAUUAAUGGCAAAAGAGGCUUUAAUCGAUGAACUCAUGUUUUCACAUUCCGAUGCCAAAUCAAUUGUUAAAUCAUAUAAUGAAGUAAUUCAAGCAACCAAAGAAGAAAGUGAAAAACCCAAACCGAAGCCGACACAAUUUUCUACAGGUAUUAAAUUAGGAUGGCAAAAACAACAGGGUUUUCUUCCUGUACCCAAAGUGCAAGAAGGAGAACCAUUUAUAUAUAAAAAAUAUGUGAUGAGCAUAGAUGGGCCAGAGCCACCAUCGUGGGAAAGAAUAAAAAAAGAUGGUUAUUUAGUUAAUAUAAGAGCUGAAAAUGAUCAAGAAAGAGCAGGUGGUUUUCAAAGUAAUAUCGCAUGCAUGAGAGCUUUACAGGAAGCAUUUGUUGGCCUUUUUAGUUCAUAA